AUGUCCAACGAGGCUCCGACGGAUGAUGAGGUCGCGGCCUGGGUCAGGGCGGCCGUCGCCGGCGACUUCCAGCCAGAGCACAUCAAUGGCUUCCCCAUGAGGCCUGAUGUGGGAUCAAUCAAUCUGGCCGUCCCGUGCCCCCAACCUCCCCCUGCGCCAAAGGCGGGCGGCCAGGCUAAGCCCCAGGCGACGGGGCCGUUGACCUGUGGCCGUGCCGCGGCCUCCGGAAAGGGGGAAAUCGGCCGCAGGAGCGCUAGCCCUGGUGCUCGCCAGGUGGGAGAUGCUGAACCAAGGCCUGCGCCCGUUCGUGAGGGGCCUGGAGCCUCGACGCGGGGCGGUUCGAGGCCUGCCAGUCGAGGCACCGGCAAGCGGGCCGUUCUCCCUGUGGGGUUGAAGCGGACGCUCGAGCAGGCCCAGCCCUCGAUGGCUAAAAGGCUUAAAGUGGGAGCAGCCUCCAAAGAUUCAGGCUCCUCCGACCCCCGACCGCCGACCGGUGCUGAGAGCGCCCCGCCCCGUCCCCUGGCGGGUGAGUCUGCCCCAUCGUCGCCAAAGCGGGACGCCCGUCCUAUGGACGAGGAAACCCAGACCUCUCACGUCACGAAGCGGACGCCCUGGCCUGCUGGGCUUCGCUCCGUCGAGGAGCGGAGGAAGAAAGAGGAAGAGGGGCGCGAGCAGGAGACGCGGCAGCAGCCGCAGGAGGAGCAGCGGCUGCAGCAGGAAGAAGGAGAGGAAGGUCAUCUGCCAGUAGGUCCCCAGCUUGAGGAGCUCCUAGAGCAGGAUCGUCAACAGGAGCUGCAGGAGCUCCAGGAGCAGCAGCAGCGGAGGGGCCAGCAGUUGGAGGGACUGCUCGAGCCUCCCUCUCACAGUUCACCCUAA
Molecule: messenger RNA, 876 nt
Organism: Sorghum bicolor (sorghum)
Lineage: Eukaryota; Viridiplantae; Streptophyta; Magnoliopsida; Poales; Poaceae
Product: RNA polymerase II degradation factor 1-like
Exons: 5
Coding region: 1-876 (291 amino acids)
Source: RefSeq, a predicted model, not a curated record